Pogoniulus pusillus (Red-fronted tinkerbird) is the source of this 2870-nucleotide messenger RNA. It is a transcript of the gene HS3ST1, whose product is annotated as heparan sulfate-glucosamine 3-sulfotransferase 1. The transcript has 2 exons. The record is from RefSeq and is a predicted model, not a curated record. Gene Ontology annotation, molecular function: [heparan sulfate]-glucosamine 3-sulfotransferase activity. The coding region runs from base 264 to 1226 and encodes 320 amino acids. NCBI's taxonomy places the organism in Eukaryota, Metazoa, Chordata, Aves, Piciformes, Lybiidae.
ACCGGGCGGCAGCGGGCGCUCGCUCGCUUCCCGCUCCCCGCACACCGCCGCCGGGAGCGCUUCCCCCGGCUCCGCCGCCGCGGGCGCUCAUGGAACAGCGGGGCGGGCGCUGCCCCACGGCUCCGCGUCCCGGCGCAGAGUUUCUGUUCGAGAAAUACACAUCCACUCAGCAGAACAAAAACAACUUUUAAAGGUUGUUCUCGGUGGAAAUCACUCUAUGCCCCAUUACCUGCUUGAGUGAAACCAGACUAAGAACUUCUGUCAUGGCAGCUUUUCUGCUGGGAGCUGUGUUGCUUAUUGUUCAACCUCAGAUAGUGCCUUCCAGACCGGCUAUAAAUUCGAAGGCUGAGACUUCUUCUCAGUCUGCUCAGAGAGAGCUUUUAAAGAAAACUUCUCCAAAAACUGACUUCAAGGAAAACAUUCAUUCUAAUGGAUCAUGCCAGCAGCUGCCACAGACUAUCAUCAUUGGAGUGAGAAAAGGUGGAACAAGAGCUUUGUUAGAGAUGUUGAGUCUCCAUCCAGAUAUUGCGGCAGCAGAAAGUGAAGUUCACUUCUUUGACUGGGAAGAUCAUUACAGAAAUGGAUUGCAGUGGUAUGUGAAUCAAAUGCCAUUCUCUUAUCCCCAUCAGAUCACCGUGGAAAAAACUCCAGCAUAUUUCACAUCACCUAAAGUGCCUGAAAGAGUUUAUAACAUGAACCAAUCAAUGAGACUACUCCUUAUUUUAAGAGACCCAAGCGAGAGAGUGCUAUCAGAUUACACCCAAGUGUUCUACAAUCACAUGCAGAAGCACAAGCCCUACCCAUCCAUUGAACAAUUCCUGGUUAAAGACGGUGAACUCAAUGUGGACUACAAGGCAAUAAACAGAAGCUUAUACUACAUCCACAUGCAAAACUGGCUGAAGUAUUUUCCUCUUGAUCAUAUCCACAUUGUAGAUGGGGAUAAACUAAUCAAAGACCCCUUCCCAGAAAUAGAGAAGGUAGAGAGAUUUUUGAAGUUGUCGCCACAGAUAAAUGCUUCAAACUUUUAUUUCAAUAAAACUAAAGGCUUCUACUGCCUAAGGGACAGUGGUAGAGAGCGCUGUUUACAUGAGUCAAAAGGACGAGCACACCCACAGGUAGACACCUGGUUACUCCAGAAACUGCAUGAAUAUUUCCACGAACCCAACAAGAAAUUUUUUAAGCUCGUGGGCAGAACAUUUGACUGGCACUCAUUCAUGGCGAGUUAGUGGUGAGACUCAGAGCCUAUGUUCCAGUGUACAUUGAGAAAUUUUACAAAGGGCAUUUAAGCUAUAAUUUAUUUGUAAAAAUCCAUAGAUACUUCUGUACAGUAUUAGAUUCACAAUUGCCAUAUAUACUAGUUAUAUUUUUCUACUUGUUAAAUUUGAAAGCAUUUUUGUAUUGUUUUUCAUGGUUGUUAACAUUGUGUAUGAUGUGUCUAUAUGAAAGAAACUAAAUUAUUUCACUGCAGAAGAUGCUGUCUUGAGAAUGCAUUGUCUUUUUAAUGAGUAAAAAGUUCAUUUCAACAGAACCCUUCAGAAUUAUUUGAGUACUUUGGCCUUUCUGUACUAAUUUGGAUUUCCUCCUCUAAUUGCUAAUGAAUACUCUAAACUAUAUAUUCCCAUUUUUCCUUCUUUAAAAUGAGGUUCAAUAAUUUCUUUUUCACUUGAAAACAUUGUUGUACUUAGCAAAUUGUUCCGUCCUGCAUUAUGAAAGUAUUUCCUGGUAACGUGGUGGUGCUAACACAUGUUGGGACAUGCUCACCCAAAGGACAAUGAAAAUCCGUGUGUAAUAUGGCACAUUAAUUGCUGUAGUUACCUUCAUAUUUACUGUUAUAACAAGUGCUCCUCAAAUUCUUUGGCAGUACAGUGCAGGUUUCGUGGCAGAUUUUAAAGAUUCUGUGGGGACCAGCUCAUAAAACCCAGCUAGCUGCAGAAAUAUGGUCAACCUGAAAACUUCCUACAGUCUUGGAAUGUAUAUAUGCUUCACAAAGGAGGAGGGUUGAAAGAAGAAUUUAAGCAAUAUAGUGUCAUUUUCAAGGUUGCUUAUGACUGUUCCUACAUUUUAAGGCACGUUUAUGCUUUGCCAUCACUGAAAAUGAACACUUGCAUCAGAAAAAAAUAGUUGGUCUGCAUUCCAAUUAGCAACACCUUCAAUCAUAUAAAUAUUAUCAUACUUGUACCCCAUUUAAUGCUGUUUUCUAUGAACUGAGCAGAUGCUUCAUGCAACUGAAAAUUGCCCAUGGACUACUACUCAUUUAAUCUCCUUCCAAGAACCAUGAUGCCAAGUCUUGAUUAGACGUGUGUUUUGGGAUUAACCCCAGUUCCAGGAACUUUUAUGGUCUUCCAUCUGCUAAAAAUGGAAGUUAGAUAUUAGUACAUAGGUAACAGUUACAGCUCUCCUUGUCUGCAGUAGUUAUGAUGUCUUAUUAGCCAUCAGUUCCUGGAGUUAAGAGUUUAUCCUGUUUCCACACAAGACUUACUCUGGUACUUUCAUUGUGAGCUCCUACUUUUAAUUUUAUGAUCUUGAGUUCAGCUGUUAAACAUGCAGUGGGCAACACCUUGUAAAUUUGAACUUGUAACUGGUUGUUACAGUCCUUUAUAAAAUUUAAAUGUAGAUUCAUUAAUUUUUUUUUUCUGGUGAGAUGGUGCAAACUUGGGCACUACAACAAGGUUCCAUCUGGAUGCAAAUAUCCCUUAUUGUGCUCUUUGCAUGAAAAUUUGCAGAUGCUGCCCCUCUCUCCCCUUCUCCUUGUGUACCUGCCCAAGCUGUAUUCAGCCUCAGAGAGGUUGGUGGCGUUUUAUAGAGCAGACCUUUGACAAAAGCCUACAAUGAAAUGGUAUUGUACUCAAUAAAAUAUUUUCUGAAUUGCA